AUGGCCAAGGGACCUGGACUCUACUCUGAUAUCGGCAAAAAAGCCCGAGAUCUGUUGAACAGGGAUUUUCAGAGUGAUCAUAAGCUGACGGUCACCACCGUGUCUCCCACUGGUGUUACUCUUACUUCAUCUGGAACAAAGAAAGGUGAGUUGUUUUUGGCUGAUGUCAACACUCAGCUGAAGCACAAGAAUGUCACCACUGAUGUUAAAGUGGAUACAGCUUCCAAUCUCUAUACCACUUUCACGAUUGAUGAGCCUACCCCUGGCCUGAAAGCAAUCUUCAGCUUUCGAGUCCCUGAUCAGAGGUCUGGAAAGCUUGAACUCCAAUACCUCCAUGACUAUGCUGGGCUAAGCUCGAGCGUUGGUUUGACUGCUAAUCCCAUAGUCAACUUCUCGGGAGUUGUGGGCAAUGACAAACUUGCCCUUGGUGCUGAUGUGUCCUUCGACUCCAAGGACAGGACUUUCACCAAAUGCAACUUUGGAGCAAGUUUCACCAAUGCAGAUCUUAUAGCGGCUUUGACUCUGAACGACAAGGGUGACAAGGUGAGUGCAUCGUACUACCACACCGUGAGCCCACUGACCAACACAGCUGUGGGUGGUGAGGUGACCCACAGCUUCUCGAGCAGUGAGAACACAAUCACGGUAGGGGCCCAACAUGCGCUUGACCCGUUGACCACAGUCAAAGGCCGUCUCAACAACUCUGGCAAGGUGAAUGCUUUGAUUCAGCACGAAUGGCGCCCAAAAUCGCUAAUCACCUUAUCGACUGAGGUGGACACUAAGUCCUUUGACAAGAGUGCCAAGUUUGGGCUGGCUCUGGCACUCAAGCCAUGA
This is a messenger RNA of Striga hermonthica, 831 nucleotides long. Lineage: Eukaryota; Viridiplantae; Streptophyta; Magnoliopsida; Lamiales; Orobanchaceae. The record is from the annotation of a GenBank genome assembly.